This is a messenger RNA of Engraulis encrasicolus (European anchovy), 4120 nucleotides long. It is a transcript of the gene b4galt7, whose product is annotated as xylosylprotein beta 1,4-galactosyltransferase, polypeptide 7 (galactosyltransferase I). The record is from RefSeq and is a predicted model, not a curated record. Bases 718 to 1761 code for a protein of 347 amino acids. NCBI's taxonomy places the organism in Eukaryota, Metazoa, Chordata, Actinopteri, Clupeiformes, Engraulidae. Gene Ontology annotation, cellular component: Golgi apparatus. Gene Ontology annotation, biological process: proteoglycan biosynthetic process; carbohydrate metabolic process. The transcript has 8 exons. Gene Ontology annotation, molecular function: xylosylprotein 4-beta-galactosyltransferase activity.
AAGUUUCAGGGGAAACAUUUGAGGUUACACACAUACACUUCAGGGAGAAAAAAAAACGAAAACAGCCAGCGUGUAGAUUUUUUCCCCCAGUGAGUCGGUGACUCCGCGUAGUGCCGGUGAGAUAAUGGUAGAAGUCGAAGAUGAUUUUCUCUAGGAAAAUACAGACUUGAACGUCCUCGUGUACUACAUGUCCGAUGUAACAGACAAGGCCUGGGUGGUAUGACAAGCUUGCGCGUACAUUUCGGUCAUCAGAAUUGUGGAAGCGCACAGAUAAUUUCUCUGUGCCGAGCUAAGUAGCUAAAUGGACCAAUAAAUAGCUAGCCAGACAACCCUCUAUGAAUAUGGGGUUGCCUCGGAGUACAUUAUAUUAUUUAACGGAAAGCGUCUGUCAUGACAAACAUCGCAGCAUUCGGCUGUAGAUAGCUGCAGUUCUCUGCAGUGCAACAUGGCACGAGUUGGAGUAUGAAAAUCUGAACCGUCCACUCCGGGUCUUUCAAGUUGAGGAGAAUACGCAAAAUGGAGAAGUCUUCAUAAAAAGGAAACAUUGUUACAUGCUUGUAGCUGUAAUGGUAACAUUUCAAAGGUCUCUCCUCUGCUGGUGAACUUUCCACUUUGAACAGAGGCGUGUACACCGCCGAAAUAUCGAAUAUUGCAAUUACUUGGCUUACUGCCGAACAUCAAACGAGGAGUGAGAAUUACCCGACACCAAGCGUCAAGAUGAUGUAUUCUUCUCGUAGAAAACCAGUCCUUUAUUUCAAAGAAGACAGAAGCUCAAACUCCAAGAUGAACAGACAGUCCACUAAUCCCCUGCUGAGCAGGUUCUUCACGGGCAAGUGCACGGUCUUCAAGCUGUUUGGCCUGUGCCUGCUGCUGGUGGUGGGCUCUCUGCUGUGGCUGCAGCUCAGCUGCUCUGGAGACCUGGGACACGCUACCGUGGAGGCCGAGGCACGCGCCGCACACUCCCAGCACCAGGCUGCACUCUCACAGCCACAGCCUUGCCCCCAUGACAAGACGGCCUCCACCCCUGGCACGGACAACCCGGCCUGGGGCCCCCACAAGAUGGCGCUCAUCAUUCCCUUCCGCGAGCGCUUCGAGGAGCUGCUGGUCUUUGUGCCCUUCAUGCACGACUUCCUCAACAAGAAGCGCAUCCGCCAUAAGAUCCUGGUCAUCAACCAGGUGGAUCACUAUCGUUUCAACAGGGCGUCCCUGAUCAACGUGGGCUACCAGGAGAGUGGUAACGAUACGGACUACGUGGCGAUGCAUGAUGUGGACCUGCUGCCCCUGAACGAGGCUCUGGACUACGGCUUCCCCGAGGAGGGACCCUUCCAUGUGGCCUCCCCCGAGCUGCACCCCCUCUACCACUACAAGACCUAUGUAGGAGGCAUCCUGCUGCUGACCAAGAAGCACUACCAAAUGUGCAAUGGCAUGUCCAACCGUUUCUGGGGCUGGGGUAGAGAGGACGAUGAAUUCUUCAGGAGGCUGAAGACUGCUGGACUUCAGCUGUUCAGGCCAAAUGGGAUAAAGACGGGCUACAAGACCUUCCGCCAUAUCCACGACCCUGCAUGGAGGAAGAGGGACCAGAAGAGAAUAGCAUCCCAGAAACAGGAGCAGUUUAAGGUGGACCCUACAGGAGGGCUGACUAACCUGCGUUAUACGGUGGAGGCUCGUCAGGAGUUGACCAUCAGCGGAGCUCCCUGCACGGUGCUCAGCACCAAGCUGGAGUGUGACCUGGACAACACGCCAUGGUGCCAGUUCAGCUAGCCCACAUCAUCCCACAGACUCAAUACUCCACCCAAUAUCCUGCUAUAUUCCAGCUGCACAGCCAUUUUGAAGUACUGAGGUGGAUUUGUGGCAGCUCAGCUGGCUGACACAGCCCUAUGCGACCCAAAGUCUUGCUAUACCAUACUGUCGGGCUACAGCGGCCAGCCAUUUGAAAUCAUUGGUAGAGGGGGGAUGUCUGGCAACAAGAAUGCUGAUCCAUGUUGCACUGUACUGGUCAGCCUUCUUGAAAUCAUUGGAGGGGGAUUUGUGGCAACUGGAUGUCAACUCAAGUCUCACUUGUACCAACUGACCACCAGCCAUUUUAAAUUAUUUCGAGGGAUUUGUGGCAAUAAGAUGAUGAUGUGUCUCCUACCUUGAAAGUGAUUUGUCUGCUCUACUGGAGUAGCCGCUACUGUCGCUAAGCAGUGAAAUAUUUAUGUGAUGACAAAAAAAAAGAAUGGCAUGACUGAUGAAUACGAAACACGGUUAAUCUAAAGGCUUUAGGGGUUUUGUUUGUUUUUUACUUUGAUGCAAAUUUACUUACUGUAUUAGCUGCCUGGUUUCAGACAGAACCGACUGACUGUUAUUUUAUGAACUGAACUGCACAGUCAAUAGAUAUAUUCCAGUUCCAGUAUCUUGUUUUUUUCCUUUCUUUUUUUACAUUUUGUUCAGAGUAUUUUGUUUUCUAUGGAGUUGUGUUACAGAGUUACUGUACAAACAGACUGGAGGUGGCAGAAGAAAUUGACACGGCAAAAGUGGUUUUGGUGUUAAGGGCAUCAAAGACGUGAAAAGAGAAGUUGAUCUUCAGCUAACAGUAUGUAAUUAGCUAUGAUGCCGUUCAGCGGCAGACAGCGGAAUGUGUACGUUUUUAUUAACACGAUCUUCAGUUGCUCGCUCUCCCUGAUCAAACGUCAAAGGUCAAAUCUUUCGCCGCUUUUGCCAUCUCUGAUCUCCUUAGUCCAUGCAGGAUUCUACAGCUUUUGAACACAUUUACCACCUCCGGUCUGUCCGUAUAGUUAAGACAUGGCAGUGGCCUUUAUUUCAUGGGGAACCCCAAGGAACUCUGCUGGAGCAGAUGCUUGCCUCUUUGCCACCACUGGGAUGCCUGACUUUUAGCUGGAUAUACACAGUUGAUUAUGCUAUGUUGAUUCAACUCUUGUAGAGCUGAACAAACACGAUGAGUGACUCUUGAUUGUUGAAUUAACACUGCAAAUUCACUGUGUUGGAGAUAUCACUGGGAGGACUGAAUCCUCAUAUAGCCUCAAAAGUUACAGGGAGUUUUAAGGUACUCUGAUGUGCAUUUGCACCCUAUUUAUAAAGAAAAAAAAAACAUUGUCUGGGAUUUAUUUGCACAUUUUGCUUUAUUCUUAUAAAAAAUUAUUUCAACCCAACUUCAACUGUUUUGUCAGUAUUAUCUACUUGAACUAAUUGUUUUAAGGUCCAGUUUAUAAUUGUAGCAUUUUUUUUUCUAAAUGCUGCAAUUCAAAAUCAGGUCUGAAGCUCGCACUCAGUGAAACCUUAAAAAGAGAUGCCCAUAUAAAAGAUGUUUUUUUAUUGGUCUCACAUACAGUAUAGGCCAAAAGUUUGGACAUACCUUCUCAUUUAAUGCAUUUGCUUUAUUUUCGUGGCUAUUUACAGAACAUUGUAGGUUUUUGCGGAACUGUGCAUGAACACACAGAAUUAUAUGCUUAAUGCUGUGUUACAUUUUUAAUAUUUUUUUCCCCCAGAAUUCAUGUUGCCCACUCAAAUUGUUACCUUUUUCCAGGAACACUCACCACCACCAUUAACUUCUAAGUAUUCAUUAUGACUGGGAAAACUACACUUGCAUGCAUGAAAAGGGGGACUUCUUAUCUUUACAUAAGUGGACAUUUUUGGAUGCAAAACUUACUGUAAUUUCAUUUGGCCAUCCUAUUAAAUAUUUAGUAAAUAUUCAUGAAAAGAUCAAAUUUGGCUGCGGGCAGCAGUUUCAAUGAGCAGCAUAGUUGCAAUGCCUAGUCUGGCCACCAUUCAGUGCACCUUUUAACAAAAACAUAAAUUCUAGAAGUUUUCCAACAGCGAUGUAAGCUGUCUAUCCACCUGACGUCAACACUCACGGCUGAUGGUUCCACAGAUUUCAACACUCAGUCUGGUCAAUCUGUAACACUUUACAUUACAGAUUGCUAAUAAGGUGAUGGUUUCAUGGUGAUUUCCAAUGUAAUUUCAGCACAAUUUCAUGGUAAUAACUGUUGAAAAAAUAUGAUUUUUGUUCAUGACAUAAUUCUACAUGUGUUCAUGCACAGUUUUGAUACCCUCCAUGAAAAUGUGCUAUGUAGGCCUACUGUAAAAAUAGGCACGAAAAUAAAGAGAAUGCAUUACAUCA